AUGACUGUUCCUGGUUUGAAAAACCCAUAUUCGAUGGCAGUUGUUAGAGACUAUUUGUUUAUUUCGGAAUGGCAAAGUGAUAAACUGCACAAAGUAAAAAUUCUUAUUGAGCUUUCUACCGAUAAACCAGACGAUUCAUCGACAUACGAAAGGUUGUUAUUUGGAAACAGAGAAGGAUUAAACGCGCUUUCUGCUUCAAAAGAUUGCAAACAUUUGAUUGUCACGUGUCCUGAAGUGUCAAAGUUGAAACUAAUAGACAUUAACGGAACGAUCAUUCGACAAAUUCCGCUUGAUUCAAGCAUCAAUAAGCCAUAUCACGCUAUACAGUUGAAUGAUGAUGAUAGUCAGGAAGCGUUUUCCAUAACCCAGACGGAAAAUGAAACGAAUGCAACAUUCCCAAGGGAGCGUACGGAAAGGUAUGCAAUCAGCCAAGUCGGAGAGCUAUUCAACAGGAUUGUUUUAAUUGAUGGAACAGGAAAAAUGUUGGCAACUUAUGGGAUAAUGAAAGGUGGACCUGGUGCCGUGGAUAGAAAAAUGAGCACCUACAGUUUUAGCGCUACACAGAUACAAGCAACAACGCAAGAACAACUCAACGGUCCAUUCAGAUUGUGCGCUGACCUGAUAAACAAUCUAGUUUUCGUUUCCGAUCAUUAUAACCACAGAAUUUUAUUGCUAGAAUCACGUACAUUAAAGCAUGUAAGGGAGCUUAUUUCUCCAACCUUUGGUUUAAGUUUCCCUCUAGAUAUAUGCUUCGAUACAGAAAGACAACUCCUGCACGUGGCCGACCUAGACAACAAAAGGUUCAUCACCUUCAAAUUCAACUGA
Helobdella robusta is the source of this 825-nucleotide messenger RNA. RefSeq lists its product as hypothetical. The record is from RefSeq and is a predicted model, not a curated record. NCBI's taxonomy places the organism in Eukaryota, Metazoa, Annelida, Clitellata, Rhynchobdellida, Glossiphoniidae. The transcript is spliced from 2 exons. The coding region runs from base 1 to 825 and encodes 274 amino acids.